CGAGCAUUCAGUAAGUGGCGAGCCGUCGUGCGGGACUGGUGUCGGCGUGACUGGAGCCGUGUUGUGUGGAUCGUGAGUGACUCGGGUCUGCAUGGUUGACCCGGCGCGGUGUUCCGGCUGCCCGUGGCCCCCCGCGGGUCUCGCCCGUGUCCCCUCGCUGCUCGCCGUGCAUCGCAGCCUCAAGAUCCAACCUGUCAAGGCCGAGCUGCACGACAUGUCCUCCGACCAGCCGCAGAAGAAACGGCGGCUGAGCCUGUGCGUGGGCUGCGGCGCCCAGAUCCACGACCAAUACAUCCUGCGAGUGGCGCCCGACCUCGAGUGGCAUGCGGCUUGCCUCAAGUGCGCCGAGUGUCACCAGUUCCUCGACGAGACCUGUACCUGCUUUGUGAGAGACGGAAAGACAUACUGUAAAAGAGACUACGUCAGAUUAUUUGGGACCAAGUGUGACAAGUGCAGCUUAAGCUUCAGUAAAAACGAUUUUGUGAUGCGUGCAAAAACGAAAAUCUACCACAUAGAGUGCUUUAGGUGUUCGGCGUGCGAGAGGCAGUUGAUCCCCGGGGACGAGUUCGCGCUCCGGGAGGACGGCCUCUUCUGCAAGGAGGACCACGAAGUGCUCGAAAAGACCACGAACGGCGAGAACAAUAACAAUAACACCAACAUCAGCAAUAACAAUAAUAAUAACUCAAGUAGUAGUUUACACCACAACGAAGGAUCGAAUUCGGACUCCUCGGAAUCGGGCUCGCACAAGGGCCGCGACGGCUCGGGGGGCGGCCGAGGGGGCGGGGGCUCGACCAAGGUGUCGUCCGACGGCAAGCCGACCCGAGUGCGAACCGUGCUCAACGAGAAGCAGCUCCACACGCUGCGCACCUGCUACUCGGCCAACCCCCGCCCCGACGCCCUCAUGAAGGAGCAGCUCGUCGAGAUGACUGGCCUCAGUCCCCGCGUCAUCCGCGUCUGGUUCCAGAACAAGCGCUGCAAGGACAAGAAGCGCGCCAUCGCCAUGAAGCAGCAGCUGCAGCAGGAGAAGCUCCUGUUUCAGGAUGGCCGCAAGAUGGGCUACGGCAGCAUGCAGGGCAUCCCCAUGGUGGCAUCCAGUCCCGUCAGGCACGAGAGUCCUCUCGGCAUGAACCCCAUAGAGGUGCAGUCCUACCAGCCGCCCUGGAAGGCGCUCUCCGACUUCGCCCUGCACACCGACCUCGACAGGCUAGACCCGUCCGCGCCGCCUUUCCAGCAUCUCGUCAGUCAGAUGCACGGUUACGACAUCCACCACGGUGGUCCUCCUCCGGCCCACGAGAGCUCCCUCGGUCCUCCCCCCGGCGACAUGGUCCAUCCUGACUCAGCCGACUCCUACGUCACCUACCUCGAAAGCGACGACAGCCUUCACCAUGAUGCGCCCAGCCCAUAACGGUCGUUAGUGUAGAAUAAAAGGAUCCGCAACCGUUGAGAGAGAGAGAGAGUGGGUGAGAAGCCGCCACAUGACUGCCGGUUACAGCCGACUUGGGAAAGAAAGCAAAAAUGAGAGAGGGCUGAUGUCAACACCAUCAAUCUGCACUCUGCUGCAAAACGUCAAUGGAUAUGGAUGGAUAGAAUGGCUGGAAGCGCGCGUCAUCUGUAAAUAUAGCGUACUAAAUAGUGUAAAUAAUGAAUGAAACCAACAGAAAUGUAAAUUGAAAUAUAGAUCAGUCACCUCAUGUGAUAUGUCCGUUACGUUUAGACCCUGCAUUUGAAUGGAUGCAUAAAUUUAUAAUUAGAUAUUACUCGAAGUUUCAAUUUGUUGGUAAAGCCAUGUUUGUAAUUAUUGAUUGAUUUUGAUAGUCAAUGAUUUUAUAAGCAAAUGAUUAAGGAACUGACUGAAAAUGUUACCUGAUAGAAAUUUCGUGAUAUUACUCGAUAAUUGUCAUAAAAGAAAUUUCAUUGUAUUGUGAAUCAAACAAAUAGCCAAGGCCCAAAACUUCCUUGAAAAAAUUGAAUCCAAUGUAUUGUGAACAUAAAUGAGAUGUGAUAAUAAUGUAAACUUUGUAGAAAAAAUUAUAUGAAUUCAGUUGAUAAAGAGGCAAUUGGAAAUACAGUUUUAAUAGAAGAAGCUACUUUCAAAGUAGAAAACAACUUAAAUUGUUCAUCAUGGAUUGGCUUAUUGUUGAUCAAUUUGUACGAUGCCAAGCAUUAAAGUGAAUCCUCGAAAUUUUUCUAAUAUUUUGUAUUAUAAUUUUCCUCUAUAGUGCGGUCCACGUUAUAAUGGCAGUAUUUGAUUAUCUUUGAUGUUGCUAUCCUUGUCUAUCAUUCCACAAAAUAGGUGGUACUAUCCUUUUUUAGCUGCAUAGAGAUGCCAAAUAUGUUUUUGACAAUAUGGAAAUAUAAUUAAUUAAGGCAGAGAACAGGCAACGCUGCUCUUCUAUCUUUAUCCACUGCCAUUAUAACGUGGACCUCACUAUAGUAGGAUAGGACAAUGGAUUCAAACAAGUACUGAAUUCCAUAAUGGAUUGAACAAGAGUAAUUGUCGACCACUGGUUAUUAAUAAUUCUGUUCAUGAAGAACUAUCAUUAUGCACAAUGAUUAUAGAUAGAAAUAUGACUGUCAUUGCAUGGGUACUUUGAAUGAGUAAGAGCAAAUUGAUUGCAGUGUUGUCACAGUAUACAUACAGUAUGGAAAUUUGGCUAGUACCCUGGCGCAAAAAUCCACCAUCUUGUUAGGAAGCGCCGCUUUGUAAUAGUAUUGAUGCGAGGUUCGGAUCACUUUAAUGAUUCGGAUCAAUUGAUCUCGUUCACUGCCACGAGCCAAUGAGAAGACCAGGAUUGGAGCUUCCUAAGGUCACGUGACGUGUCUAGUAUUUGCGCCAUGUAAAAAGCAUUGUUUGGAUAGGCGUUUGAUUGACAGUUUCCAUUCUGUACCUAUUCUGUGGUGUUGUCACUCGUGGCUGGAAAAGUAUUUUUAAAUCAAAUAACAAAAUAUUGUCAAUUCUCAUUUAGAUAAGAGUGAUUUUUUUGGCUAUCACAGUCAUAUCUAUUUGGCAUAUCUGUGUUAUAUCUGUCAACUUAUAUCUGUCUCACAUACAAGUGCACAAUACGGUCUUUUCUGUCUCCCAACUAAACGGUUGGAACAGACGCGACGGAUUUCGGUCGCGUUCCGUCGCGCUUUUUUCUCUCGUUACAGAACGCAUAGCCUCUUAUGGGGACACGAAAGCCUAGUGUUCCCCAUGCGGGAUCAUUUUUUCGCAUCUAUUCCGCCCAUAUAGUUGGGUAAAGAUUGAUGAAAACUGUAUUACUACUUGUGUGCAGUGUGUGAAUUCUUGGGAUUAGAACUGGAAGAGCUAAUUCAGGAAAUUUGGAAAAAAUAUUCAAACGAAAUCAAUCGUUUUACAGAAUUCAUACAUUGAAAUUAAAUACAAAUUCAAUUGCGGACGGAAUCGAAAAAUAUUAAAAAGAGUAAAGGACAUUUCAUUAUGAAGCAUUCAUUAUUUCCCACAAUACGUUUGAAAUAUUGACGUGUACGUAGUAAAUAUUCUCUACAUAUUCUCUUAAUGAGGACGUUCUCCUCAAUCACUACUUUGUGUUUUUUAUGUUAACUGACUAUAUAUUAAUAUUAUUUUAUUAAAAUGAGAUUAUAUUUUGUGUGAUGCAUCAAAUCUACUCACUGUACUUUGGAUGAUACAGUACAACAGAAUACAAUAUGUUAUAGUACAAUCUAAUUGCAAUACGUGUAGUUUAGAUUGUUUUUGAACAUCGAAUGGACAAUUACAUUACAAUCUUUAGUCAAUUAUAUUCGAAAUAAGAUAAAUGUUCAUGUAAAAUUACGGACAAAAUUACAUCACAUGAGGUGAAUAUCUAUGUAAAUAAAUUUUACAUAAUGUAAUUAUGAUGAUUGACUCAUUAUUGUAAAAUUUAAUGAAUUACGAUAAGAAAUAAAUUGUAAUUGUUUCUACUGAA
Molecule: messenger RNA, 3923 nt
Organism: Nilaparvata lugens (brown planthopper)
Lineage: Eukaryota; Metazoa; Arthropoda; Insecta; Hemiptera; Delphacidae
Gene: tup
Product: insulin gene enhancer protein ISL-1
Exons: 7
Coding region: 92-1405 (437 amino acids)
Biological process (GO): neuron fate specification; axonogenesis; positive regulation of transcription by RNA polymerase II
Cellular component (GO): nucleus
Molecular function (GO): cis-regulatory region sequence-specific DNA binding; DNA-binding transcription factor activity, RNA polymerase II-specific
Source: RefSeq, a predicted model, not a curated record